Molecule: messenger RNA, 2154 nt
Organism: Caenorhabditis briggsae
Lineage: Eukaryota; Metazoa; Nematoda; Chromadorea; Rhabditida; Rhabditidae
Exons: 5
Coding region: 1-2154 (717 amino acids)
Source: RefSeq, a predicted model, not a curated record
AUGCCACAACAUCAGUCAACGAGAUAUCAAUUCAAAAUUGAGAUGUGGGUACUAAAAGCUCCCCUCUUCAUCCUCUUGAUUGACGGGAUAAAAUCUACAAAAGAUAGUCGAUUCGCUUUAGAUGAAUACUAUCAAGAAGCGUCUGAAAUCUAUAAAAAAGCCAACAAAAUCCAUUUGGAAAAUGAGUUGGCAACUGGAAAAAUCGGUGCUUUGGAUGUGUCUGAAAGAAUUUUGAAUAAGAAAAUUGAUGCGAGUCUUCUGGAAGAGUAUUUGGAGAUGAAGAUAAGUGGAGGAUUGAAGGAACAGAAUGAGAUGUUGGAAUUAUUUGAAAAAGCAAAGGAGUCGGAAACUAGUGAACAAUUGAAAGAUGACGUGGAGAAUGGAUUCAAUAUGAUGGAUGGAUUUAGUGAUUUGGAAAAGAAGAUUUCUGAGCUCAAUAUAUAUGGUGUUUACGAUUAUUUCAGGAGACUAAAGAAAAGAUUUAAUCACAAUUUUUAUGCUUCUGAAUAUCAGUCUGAGCUUUUUACACGUAUUUAUCACACUUACAGUAAAAUUCUUGAAUCUGUUUCGUCAUUUCAAGAUGAUACGUUAUCUGACGCUGAUAAGAGAAUCGUGUGGAAGAAUAUUGAAUUGCUUCAAAGAAUAAACAUCACAUCACAUGAACUACAAGAUGGAUUGGAGCAGCAUGGUUUCAACAACGAUUUGCAAGGUUUUGCCUCUGUUGAACGUACGCGAGAUGUCACUGAAAAACUGAAUGCAAUGAUGGAUGAAGUCAAGAACUUCAAGAAGGGAAUCGAUUCGAAACUAUUAAAAGUUGAGAAGGAGAUGGAAACGUUGGAAGCAUUGAGAGAAGGAAACGUGGUCAAUGAAAUUAAAAACCGUUUUCAAAAUCUGACUAAAUCUUCGGAUUUUCUAACAAACUUUACUACUGUUUUUCAUGGAGAAUAUGGAGGAAUUCAAUCCCUAUCUCCCCUUCUUCAAAAAAUCAAAUCCUUCUCAUCCAAAAUGAGAUCAUUUGAAUUUCGAACAUCCACAAGUUCCAAAAAAUGGUCUACAUUUGAAAAUCAUUUCCAACAUACGAAAAUUCAAUCUGGCAGCCUGACGAAGAAGUUCUCAAAUUUCCGAGAUUGUGUUCAAAACUUUGAUUUUCAAAUGAGUUUCCCGAUAGAUUUCUUAGCUGAUUUUGAUGAAAAAUUGACUGCAGUUCGUUCAAUGGAUUUGGAUAUUCAGAACACUACGAAACGUUUAGAGAAACUUGCAGAAACAACAGAUAACCUUCUCACGCUUAUCGAACGAAGGUAUCCAAAUCCAGCACAAGUCGAUAGAGAUUUACUAUCUCUAUUUCGAGAGUUUCUUGAUGAACAUGCAUGGUGUCAGAAUUUUCAAGAUGACUACACUUUUUACGGUUGGAUUAUUGAAGCAAGUAUCAGGCUCAAAGAAUUGAACGUGGAUAAUGCUCGGGAAGUAUUUGAGGGAAUUUUUGAGAAAUUGGAUGAACCCAAACAGUUUUUGAAAUGCUAUUCAAAUCUCGAAACGACGGCUUCCGAUAUGAAGGAGUUGUUGGUGUUACCUGGAAAAGUUUGGAACUUUGAUCCGAAGGUGUUGGAGAGUACGGUAGAAGUGGUGGGAGUGUUUAAAGAAGUGGCAACAAAUCCAGAAAUUGAGAACUUUCCACUGGAUGGAGAGGAUGUGAAGGCUGUUUCUGAUGGGACCAAUGUGUUGGAAACGAUUCGAAAUGUACAAAAUGGAUUGGAAAUGAUGAAGACGUUGGAUGUUGAGAAUUUAGGAAUCAAAGACUCCUGGGACCUUUUGGAUUCUUCAUUGUCACAGUUUUUUGAGAUUCUGUCAAGCCAAAAGAUUUGGAAUUCAUCCAAUGUUUCAUUUCCAACCAAUCUUCCAAUAGACACAAUCAAAACAUUCAUCGAAGACGAGUAUCAGGAGAAUCAGAGAAAUGAUAUUUUGAAUUUUCUAAAAGAAAUUCAAAUAUUGAAGACUGAUUUUCAUGAAUACCCAAAUAAAUUGGAGAAGAUGAAUGAGGCAAUGGAAAAAAUGAAAAGAUGGGAGGAUGAAAAAAUGAAUCCAGUGAAGACGAUGGUUGAUUGUUUUGAGAUGGAAUGUAACGCCUCAUUGAAACUUCCCGAAGCUUCCAACUAG